This is a messenger RNA of Zeugodacus cucurbitae (melon fly), 3930 nucleotides long. Its product is annotated as DNA-binding protein D-ETS-6-like. Bases 873 to 2636 code for a protein of 587 amino acids. The transcript has 3 exons. The record is from RefSeq and is a predicted model, not a curated record. Gene Ontology annotation, biological process: regulation of transcription by RNA polymerase II; cell differentiation. NCBI's taxonomy places the organism in Eukaryota, Metazoa, Arthropoda, Insecta, Diptera, Tephritidae. Gene Ontology annotation, molecular function: DNA-binding transcription factor activity, RNA polymerase II-specific; sequence-specific DNA binding. Gene Ontology annotation, cellular component: nucleus.
UGGCGAUCGCCAUUCAUAAGCAUUUGUCGUUUGACUGCGCUUGAAGACGGAAAUACGCUGUGUGUGCUCCAGUCUGCGGUUAAAGUGCCCGUUGGAUGUUUGCGGAACUUGGGAUUUUUGUUUUUCGAAGAAACUUGGGGAAAAUAUUUUGGUUUUUAAUUACUAGCGGUGUUUUCCGUUUUACAGUGACGUCUGAAAAUUGUUUAGAAAAGUGUUUUAUUUGUGAUUUAUUUGAAAGAUGAAAACAGUGUGAAGCGGGUUAAACACGGAUCAUGCUUUCCAACUUAUGAUUCACACGGCAACAGUCAACGAGUUUUGACAAGAUUUCCUGGAAAGCCAUACUUAAAAUCAUACUUACGUACAUACAUACACACAUUUAUAUGUGAAUCACAAUAUUUUUAAUUUAAAAGUGUUUGAACUCGCUUUCAAAGAGAACUUCUUUUCGAGAUCGGCAAUUUGUAACAGUUUUUAGCCGGAUAUAAUUAACGAGUGUUGGCUUGGAAUAAUUGGAGUGAUUUGCUUUUUAAACUAAAUCAGUUUGGAUUUGUGGAUAGUUGAUAGCUGAGGGCGAGUGCGAUGCUGUCUCUUAGCAUAAAAUAAAGUGAAAAUUAGUGAGUUUAUUUAAGAAUAACAAAAUAAGUGACAAAAAAUAAUAAUAGUAAUUAAAUAAAAUUAUAAAUUAAUUAAUAAAUUUUAUUUGUGAAUUAAAAAACAGAAAUAUUUUUAAAAUAAAAAGUAUAAAUAAAUAAAUAAAUUUUAUUUGUGAAUUGAAAACAAAAAAUUUAUAUAAUAUGCCAAAGUGAUGCGUAAACGGUUGUGAAUUAAUUCCAAAAUCAUACCAAAAAAAGAUACCGUUAUUUAUGAAAAUUUGAAUGGCGCUUACAUUGAACUACAUUCCCAACGAGAAUAAUUAUGGCAAUUGUAAAUUUAAGUGGAUGAAUUCGGCGCUUUUAUUUAAAAAACUACAAAUCGGUUAUCAAAAUAUUCAAAUGCAUGGACAUGGCCAGACGACGGAUAGUGAGAAAAAGAUACAAAAAGUACAAACCCGCGCGGAAGAAGCGAAAGGGGCUACAUCAGUAGACAACCCCUCAGGGUCGGCAGUGGCUCACAGGGCAGCAACAGAUAAAAGAAGACGUCGUAGAUCCAGCACAAGUAGCAGCAGUAGUGAUGACAGUAGUACGAGUACGACUACUGACAGUUCAAGUGAUUAUGACAGUGACAGUGAAAGUUGGAAGAGUAAAACAAGUGGUACAAAAUCUAAACUUAGUGCACAUAGUUAUAGUAAACUGAAAGCCUUACAUGGUAGCCAUGCCGCCAAUUUGCCCAGUGUGCAACAAGCAACCCGCGCUAAGUCUAAAUCGCCAGCGCCUUCACCACAAAAGGCCGACGGUCAAGUUGAAAAGUCCAGUGCGAGUGCUAAUGAAACGCGUGUGAACGUUGAAAGUGAAGCAUUGCCUACAAACACAAAUGCGGGUAAUAGUGAUUCAUCCAGUGAGAGUGCCAAAUCGCGUCCGGCUUCGCCAGUGGUUAAAGUGCCAUUGGAUCCACAUGCUUGGAAUACGGAUGACAUUGCCAAGUGGGUGAAAUGGUUAACGAAUCAGUUUAAAAUUGAUCCUGAACCAGAUAUUGCACGUUUCCCCACUACUGGCGCUGAGUUGUGUGAAUUAAGUAGAGCCGAUUUCUGGGUGUGCGCUGGUUCGCGACAGGGCGGCAUUAUCCUGGCAAAACAUUUUGCCUUAACGCUGUAUAGUGCUACAGGACGUGAGACAAGUCCAAUGCUGAAUGAAGAUGAGCCAAAUCCCUAUCAACUCUUAAAUGCCGCAUCCCAUCGAUUGGUUGCGCAGGGUUCGGGACAAAUUCAACUGUGGCAAUUCCUGCUUGAGCUGCUCGCCGAUUCGUCUAAUGCCAGUUGCAUAACAUGGGAGGGCACCAAUGGCGAAUUCAAACUCAUCGACCCCGAUGAAGUUGCCAAGCGUUGGGGCGAACGAAAGGCAAAACCAAAUAUGAACUACGACAAACUCAGCAGAGCUUUAAGAUAUUACUACGACAAAAACAUAAUGACCAAAGUGCAUGGGAAACGUUAUGCUUACAAAUUUGACUUUCACGGCUUGAUGGCGGCCUGCCAGGCGCAGGCACAGGGUUGUGAUCCCACAACAAGCAUGUUGAGUUCCUAUAAACAUCAUCAUCAUCACCACAGUCAUGCCAUGGGGCUGCAUCCUCAUCAUUAUCACAACCUACAAACGGAUCUCACCUCACCAUCCUCCUCGUCCAGUCUUGGCUUUCCAUCACCUUCACCCACCUCAUUGCCCUCACCAAUUGGCAUGAGCAACUCACCGAACAUUGGUUUAACACAGCAUCAGCAACAACAAUUGAAUGCAACAAGUACAAAUUUAUUGCAACAACAGCAAUCAACCUUAACUACAACAACACCAACAAAUUUAACACUACCACCAACAACAACAACAUUAACAACCGUCUCAACGGGUACUGAGACGACACUUGUGAAUAGCAGUACCACAAGUAGUGGCAACAACAACAACAACAAUAGUACAGCCGUUUUUACACGCCCGCCACCAUAUUGGUCAUAUACGCCAGGCUCGUUUGAUUCACGUCCACCGCCUAAUACGUAUAAUUAACUCCCAAACGUUGUGUAAUUUAAGGUACUUAACUUAACACUUGACUUAGUGCAUAUUUGUUAGACAAUUGAGUGGUCCAUUGGUUUUUGUAUUAUGACCAAAAUAUACCACCCAUGGCGCACCUUUUUCCGUUUAUACAUAGAAAGGGGAAUAUGCUUAUAUUUAUACUAGUAUGUAUGUAUAGCCGGGUGUUAUAAGCAAUACUACUAGCCCAGCCAGAGAUUAUAUAAGUAUAAGUUACUAUGUAGUAUGCAAUAAAGCAACCUCUGGGUAUUUGCGGAAAUAUCCUUGGCUAAUAUAAAUUUGUAAUUGUAAGACUAUUAAUAUGUACAUAUGUUUAAGUAUGUGUGUGCAUAGGUACUAAUUGCAAUAUUAAAUUAUUUUUAUGGUGAAGUGUGGUGAAAAUGAUUUUUCCUUACCUCCGUAGAUAUGUGUUUAACUAUUCAAUUAAAGCUUUGUUUUACUGAAUCAUUAAUUUUAAAUACAUUUUCUGUGUGUAUAACCUGCAUUUUGUUAGUUAGCUAUAAGACAAACUCGCAAUUUUGAGUAAUUUGUAAUAUACAUACAUAAUUGAAAAUUGUAAUAAUCUAUUUAAUUUAAUUAGCUGUGAUUUUUACGAUUUUAUUUAUUGCAGACAUUUAUUGUUAAAGCUAUAGUGUUUUAGUUUUAAUGUGAAAUAUGAAAUUACCAAAAUUUGGUUCUAGCAAUUAUGUAGAGUUUAGUUAGUAUUUAUAAAAAUUUUACUGAAUUAAUGUAAUUUAUUAGUAGUUCGUUUGUAUAUAUAACUUUAAAUAUCAAAUUGUAGUCCGAUAAGUGAUUAGCCUCACCGCUCGAUAACACCACUCCUGCAAGUCAAACUACUAUUAUAGUGCUUUCGCACAGAAGUUAAUUGUGCAAUUAACCGGCCGUAGCUCAAUUAAAGUCAAUUUACAAUACAAAAGAAAAAUCUUAUUUUACUGCAUUAAUUUUAAAUCGAGUUAAAACUGUAGUGCAGCUCUGCGGCUUGAUUUGGUUGUGGUUAUUGAUAAAAGCGAAAUCAGCUGAUGAAACUUACCAACUUCUUAUAAAAAGCAAAAACAAAAAUGUUUAACAGCUGGAACGUAAUUGAGUAACCGCUGUGCGUAGAGCAAGAACUGGUUUCUCAAUUAUAAUUUUAAUAUACUAAAUUUAUUUGGUUGUGUGAGAAGGCUGUAAAAGAAGUAAUUAAAUUUUACUUCUUUUUUGGUAAGCUAAUUACUUAUCGGACCGCUCUCGUAUUGUAAAUUCUAUUUAUUUAUUUAUCAAUUUCUUUUGU